AUGCAGCAGCAACAACAAGUACCAGUAGGACUCCAGUUAAUGCGGCAGCCGUAUCGCGCCACAGCGGAGCAGUUUCAACGGUUUAUUGUCGGUUUGGAUGCGGUGCUAAAUCAAUGGACGGCGUUACAUCUUGUUUCGCAGCACUGCGAUCUCUCAGCACUUACGUCAAUGUAUCGUGAGCUGGUGUCAUGGUUUCAGAAGGAUGGUGAAGUGUACUCGGAUGAUUUGGAGAUAUUCUUUGAAAACUUUUUUGGUGAAGCUCGCUCGGUUAUUGUAGAGGAUGACAGUAUGAAGGAAGUCGGUGACGUCUUACAUGACAUGUACUGCAGAUGUUGCCAAAAUGACUUUAGCACCGUUGAGCGGUACGUAGCGAGUCUCGAGGUUUACCGUCGUGUAAAUCCCGUGCAACUCUCCAUGAAUGUUGGCGGCGCGGACGAUGAGGACGAACUCGCUGGUGCUGGAGCCAUGAGCAACACUUACGAUGGUGUAGUUGGGAAUGAAGAAGAGGAAAUGGAGACAAUGGGCGACGGAUUAGAUAUGAAGGAUGAGGUGGAGGAAAGUGAGCAACGGAAGAAACGGAGGAGUAAGAAAAGAAAGAACGCGUACGAACGGGAUGCCGAUGGGUGGUGUGUUGUGCGGAAUUGA
Messenger RNA from Trypanosoma brucei brucei TREU927, 645 nucleotides. RefSeq lists its product as hypothetical. The record is from RefSeq and is a predicted model, not a curated record. Gene Ontology annotation, cellular component: nucleus. The transcript has a single exon. The coding region runs from base 1 to 645 and encodes 214 amino acids. NCBI's taxonomy places the organism in Eukaryota, Euglenozoa, Kinetoplastea, Trypanosomatida, Trypanosomatidae. Gene Ontology annotation, biological process: maturation of SSU-rRNA from tricistronic rRNA transcript (SSU-rRNA, 5.8S rRNA, LSU-rRNA).